Messenger RNA from Lasiodiplodia theobromae, 2034 nucleotides. RefSeq names its product Outer membrane protein. Gene Ontology annotation, cellular component: nucleus; mitochondrial outer membrane; cytosol. The record is from RefSeq and is a predicted model, not a curated record. NCBI's taxonomy places the organism in Eukaryota, Fungi, Ascomycota, Dothideomycetes, Botryosphaeriales, Botryosphaeriaceae. The transcript is spliced from 3 exons. Gene Ontology annotation, molecular function: protein binding. Bases 1 to 2034 code for a protein of 677 amino acids.
AUGAGGGCAACCCUGGGCUUCGAGCAGGAAGUCAUGAAAGAAGCCGCCGAAACGCUCAAGGAUGCAGAAAAUAGCGCUUCUGAACACCUGCGCAAGGCCCAGCGCCACGCGCCCCGAUCCUCCAUCUACCCCGCCGGUUCGGAAUUCGCAAGCUGCAUUGCGCAGGCGCAGCUGAUGGGCGCCAUCGUGGGCGUACUGAACGAGAGCUUGACAGAGAGCAUUAAGGGCUUCUACAACAUGCGGAAGGCGUUUGUGGCGUUGGACGCCAUCAUGGAGGCCGAGAAGGCGAAUCUGGGCAAGAGCAGUGUGCCGGGGAGCUCGCGGGUGUCGUUGGGAUCGCAGUCGGAGAAGUCGGCGGCGGUUGCCAAGGCGGUUGAGGCUGGAGUUGUGGCGCCGCUGGGAGCUGCUGCGUCUCGGACUGCUUCGGCGACGGCAAGCAGCAGCAAGUUGCAAGUGGAGGGGCAGAACAGCGGGGAGGGGAGCACGCCGCUCUCGGAGACUGAAGAGUUCUUCGACGCUGACGAGCAGCAUGAGGGGGUUCCCACGCCUCCGGUCUAUGCGGGUCAUCUUGAGCUUAAUGAAAAGAAGUUGGAUGCUCCUCCAUCGUACGAAGCUGCAACGGCAUCCUCCACGGCUGCCCCGGAAAAGGUACCAGAUGCCGAGCUCUCGGACGACGUCAAGUCCUUACGUCUCGCUACCGACCACCCGUUGACUGACCCCUCCCUCUUCGGUGAUGACUCAACCGACAUCUUCGUCCACUCGGGCACCAACAUGUGCUUCGGCGUCCUCAUGCUAGUCAUCUCCAUGAUCCCGCCCGCCUUCGCCAUGCUGCUCAAGAUCGUCGGCUUCAAGGGCGACCGCGACCGCGGGCUCGCCAUGCUCUGGCAAGCGACCAUGUUCGACAACAUCUACGGCGGGCUCGCGGGGCUGAUCAUUCUGUCGUACUACAACGGCAUGCUCGGCUUCUGCGACAUCGUCCCCGGCCCGGGCCAGCAAGGCGCGUAUCCGCGCGAGCGGUGCGCGGUCCUCCUGGCAGAGAUGCGGCGGCGGUACCCGUCGAGCCACUUGUGGCUGCUAGAGGAAGCCCGGAUGCUGGCGAGCGCGCGCCAGAUCGAAGAGGCGUUGGCGCUGAUGGACGGUGCCGGCAAGUCGCAGCUCAAGCAGGUCGAGGCGCUGCACUGGUUCGAGCGGUCGCUGGACUUGAUGUACGCGCACCGCCUACGCGAGUGCGCGUCCGCGUUCCAGAGGUGCGUCUCGCUGAACAACUGGAGCCACGGAUUGUACUACUACAUCGCUGCGUGCGCACACGUCGAGUUGUACCGCGAAGCGCUCGCCAAGGGCGAAAGGGCAAGUGCAGCGGAGAGCAAGAAGGAGGCAGAGCGCCUGCUGAAGCUCGUUCCCAAGCAUACAGGCAAGAAGCGCUUCAUGGCCCGCCAGCUCCCAUUCGAUACCUUUGUCAACCGCAAGCUUGCCAAGUGGGAGGCGCGCCAAGCCGAACUCGGCGCCUCUUCCGUCGUCGACGCCAUUGGCGUCGCGCCCGUUGAAGAGGUUAUUUACUUCUGGAACGGAUACAAGCGCAUGCGACCUAACCAUCUUGAGCUCUCGCUCGCAGCGCUGGACCGGACCGCAGAAGAAGGAGAAGAGCCGCUGGAUGAACGCUGUAUCCGUUCCCUGCUACGCGCCACGGCGCUGAGGAAUUUGGGCCGAGUGGUUGAGGCAAAGGAGAUGCUGUUAACGCAGGUACUGUGCGUUGAUGCCGUGCAGCUCAGGGGCGGGAAUAAAGAUAAUUGGACGUUGCCUGCGGCGUGCUAUGAGAUGGGCGCGUGUCUGUGGGAGGAGGUCAGGAGGGAGGAGCAGGAGAAAGGGGAGCAUGGGCUCGGAAAAGAGGGGGAGGAGAGAUUGAGGGAAUGUGGAAGCUGGAUUGAGAAGGUGGCGAAAUGGGGCGAGGCGUACGAUUUGGAUGCCCGAAUUGGAAUGAAGGUCACGACGGCGAAGGAUACGCUGAAGCGGAGGGGUGUUGAUACGGUCUCUUAA